AUGCAUUCUGCUAUUCAGAAAGAAUAUAAAAAGAGACUCUUUAGUUCCCUGAAAGGUGAUGGAACAAAGAGGAUUGCUAUUGCAGCUACUUCACUAAGUAUGGGUGUAAACUUCCCGAAUAUCCGUUAUGUAAUUAUGUUUGGGCUACCAAGAAGUCUUUUAGAUUUACAUCAGCAAGCAGGUCGUGGUGGAAGAGAUGGAUUGCAGAGUGAUGUUGUGAUUGUUUUUUAUGGUCUACAAGUUUCCCAUUGUGACGAUGAUGUAAGACAAUUUGUCAAUACAACUGGCUGUUAUCGGAUUGCAGGUUAUGUAGCUUUUGAUACACACAUUACUGCCCUAUUGCCUGCACACCUGUGCUGUAAUUAUUGUGCUGGAACUUGUACUUGUAUUUCUGAUGGAUGUGCUGAACCAGCAAAACCUUUUGAGACACUGGCUGUUCAAAAGAUCUUUCAGAAUCAUCAGUCCAGAAUAGUUUCUGAUGAAGACAAACAUUUGUUGUCAGAAUCAUUGCAAGAGCUAAUGAAAGGUAUGUUUGCUCCCACAAUGUCACCAUUUGGCAUUACUUCUAGCCAUGGUUUCUCACAAGAACUUAUAUCUGAUGUUGUAUCCAACUGUCACUGCAUUUUCACAGAAGAUGACAUUUAUCAUCUUGUACCUAUCUUUUCAAAAACCCAUGUCACCAAGAUCCUAGGCAUAUUUAGUGAAAUAUUUGACGACAUUGAUGAGUGUGCACUUAUACGUGAAGUGGCUGUUGACCAACAGCAAACAAUAAACCAUGUUACAAUAUUAAAUGAGUUCAUUAGCACAACUGGUUAUCUUGAAGUGGAUCCUGAAUUUGAGGAUCUGGAUAUUUUAAGUGAUGAAUGA
This is a messenger RNA of Paramuricea clavata, 867 nucleotides long. NCBI's taxonomy places the organism in Eukaryota, Metazoa, Cnidaria, Anthozoa, Malacalcyonacea, Plexauridae. The record is from the annotation of a GenBank genome assembly.